AAAGCACAAAAUUGCAGGGUGCGUGCUGAUUAUUAUAUGCAUUCUAUAAUUUGAUUUAUAGGAAAAGCCAUAAACUUCCAGAUUUUCAUUUUAUUUCAUAUUUUUAUAUAUUCUUUGCUGGUGUCUAGGUUGCAAAAAUGAAGUUAACAACUUUGAUUGCAGUCGGCGUUCUUGUGGCAAUGUUUGCAAGCGUCUCUUGGGCAGAUUCCUCGUCCUCGGAAGAGAGGGAUCGCUAUUACGAAGGCUAUGGGCGAGGUUAUCCCUCAGAGAACAUCCAACAGGGUGGCCGUUACUUUGGCGACAGAGACCUUGACCGUCGCCACCACUUCCAUCGUAAUCCUUUUCGAGAGGACCGUCACUACUACAAUGUGCACGGAGGGAGACCUAGAUACGUGAAUAGGGACAGCAGCGAUUCAGCAUCUAUUGACUGGGAUGAGUUUCUCAUAGCUUUGUUAAAUGACCUAUUUUAGAAGAAACAGAAAGAAGAGGUGCUCUCCAAUGAGUGUCGGGAUAUGUAACAAUAAUCCAAACUGACAACAUGAUUUUCUAACUGACAACACUAUUUUUCAACUGACAACAUUAUUUUCAACGUUACAACAUGUUUUAAAAUAAACUAUUUUACAAUUUCAAAGUCAAUAAAAUAUUUAAAUCCUAAAA
Molecule: messenger RNA, 657 nt
Organism: Ruditapes philippinarum (Manila clam)
Lineage: Eukaryota; Metazoa; Mollusca; Bivalvia; Venerida; Veneridae
Exons: 3
Coding region: 138-470 (110 amino acids)
Source: RefSeq, a predicted model, not a curated record